UAGCAAUUGUAUUCUCACAAAUAUUUUCCUUUUUCUACUUCAUCAAAUUAAGUAUUUGCUACUAUAAAAGGAAGAAUUGUCAGAGAAUACAAGACCAAAUCAGCAGUCAAAUAGUUUGUCUUCGUGUUUUGUUGGUUUAAUAGAGGAAAAAUUCUGAAAUAGUUUCUUAAAAUGGUGUCUAGCACAAUUCAAGCAUUGCUCAUACUUAGGUAUGAAUAUAUGAUAAUUAUAUAAUUGUUGUUAUUAUAUAUACUCAUAUUGCCACCAACAAAUAUAAAAAUGGACAAAAUUAUUGAGUCUAAAGCUAAGAAGCACUUUGUCCUUGUUCAUACCCUAGGCCAUGGAGCCUGGUCCUGGUACAAGAUUGUUGCAUUGAUGAGAUGUUCAGGACAUAAUGUCACAGCUCUAGACUUGGGUGGUUCAGGAAUCAAUGCGAAACAGGCUCUCGAAAUCCCAAAUUUUUCUGAUUACUUGAGUCCGCUAAUGGAGUUCAUGACUUCACUUUCUACUGAUGAAAAAAUAGUUCUUGUAGGCCAUAGCCUUGGUGGACUCGCCAUCUCUAAAGCCAUGGAAACCUAUCCUGAAAAGAUUUCUGUUGCUGUAUUUCUUAGUGGUGUAAUGCCUGGUCCAAAUAUCAAUGCAUCAAUCGUCUACACUCAGACAAUCAAUGCAAUAAUACGUGAGCUUGAUAAUCGGGUUACAUACCACAACGGACCUGAGAAUCCUCCAACGACUCUCAUCCUAGGUCCCAAGUUCUUGGAAACUAAUGCUUACCAUCUGAGCCCAAUUGAGGAUUUGGUGCUGGCCACUACAUUAGUAAGGCCAUUUUAUUUAUACAGUGCGGAAGAUGUUUCUAAGGAGAUAGUAGUUUCAAGCAAAAAAUAUGGAUUAGUUAAGCGAGUAUUCAUUGUUGCUGCUGAAAAUGAAGCUCUGAAGAAGGAAUUUUUCCAAAUGAUGAUUGAAAAGAAUCCACCAGAUGAAAUAGAAGUGAUCGAGGGGUCUGACCACGCGACCAUGAUGUCUAAGCCCCAACAGCUUUAUGAUACUCUUCUCAGCAUUGCCAACAAGUAUACCUGAGACCUUCCAAUUUGAUGUUUCAAUUAUUUCCUUUACAUUGUAAUUUCAGUGUUCGGAAUUAGCAUCAAUAAAUAAACUUUAUUUGCUGAAAUUACUGAA
This is a messenger RNA of Solanum lycopersicum (tomato), 1176 nucleotides long. RefSeq names its product methylketone synthase Ie (gene MKS1e). NCBI's taxonomy places the organism in Eukaryota, Viridiplantae, Streptophyta, Magnoliopsida, Solanales, Solanaceae. Gene Ontology annotation, biological process: jasmonic acid metabolic process; salicylic acid metabolic process. Gene Ontology annotation, molecular function: methyl salicylate esterase activity; methyl indole-3-acetate esterase activity; methyl jasmonate esterase activity. The record is from RefSeq and is marked validated.